UAGACACUUACGUGUGUGCCAUCUUGUUUUACAGUUGUCGAAGAAGCUCAGCUAGCUAGCCGUGUAUAGAAAAUAGCAUUUGGCGGGCAAUAUUCUGCUAAUAGGUUAUUGUAACAAAGAUUGUGUUAUAUACCGCUACUAUUUACAUCUAUAAAUCACGUUUAAUGGCGUUAUAGUUAGACACAUCGAUUGUGUAAGCUAGCUUUAUCAGUUAGCUAAAGGCUAAUUUCCCGCAUUUGUGAAUCAACAGCGUGGGCUUACACAUUAUGGCUAACAACACUGUCGCCGGGAAUCAGCAACAACCACAGGCCGUCACCAAGAUUGGCCCUAAUGCUGGAAAACAUGGCAACAACUUGCCUCUCUGGGGCAACGAAAAGACUAUGAACUUGAACCCUAUGGUUCUUACCAACGUACUAUCAUCUCCUUAUUUCAAGGUUCAGCUGUAUGAAUUGAAAACCUACCAUGAGGUGGUGGACGAAAUCUAUUUCAAGGUAACUCAUAUUGAGCCAUGGGAGAAAGGCAGCAGGAAGACUGCUGGACAGACUGGAAUGUGCGGAGGGGUGCGUGGAGUUGGGACUGGCGGCAUUGUGUCUACAGCCUUCUGCCUGUUGUAUAAACUGUUCACCCUCAAGCUGACCCGCAAACAGGUGAUGGGUCUCAUCACUCACAACGACUCCCCCUACAUCAGGGCGCUUGGCUUCAUGUACAUACGAUAUACUCAGCCCCCUGGGGACCUGGUCGACUGGUAUGAUAGUUUCCUGGAUGAUGAGGAGGAACUGGAUGUGAAGGCCGGAGGGGGCUGUGUUAUGACCAUCGGAGAGAUGGUCCGCUCCUUCCUUACCAAGCUGGAGUGGUUCUCAACACUCUUUCCGCGAAUCCCGGUGCCCGUGCAGAAGAUGAUCGACACGCAGAUGAAGGCACGGCCCCGGAAGGUUCCGGAGAAGGUGGAGGAGCUGGAGGAGCCAGCGCCGGAGGAGGGGCGUAGACGCUCAAGGAGCCCCAGACGGACCCCGAGCCCCAGGAGGUCCCCGAAACGGUCAAGGAGUAGGAGCUACCACCGCGAACGAGAGCGCCACGGUCCGAGCUUCGACCGUGAGCUGGAGAGGGAGCGUGACCGUCAGAGGAAGGAGAGGGAGGGUAAGGAUGGAGACAGGAGAGGAGGUGACAGGGACAGGGGAGGGGACAGGGACAGGGGAGGAGAGAGGGAGAGGAGACGGUCCCGGAGCGCCGACCGUACCCGGGAUCGUCGCAGGAGUCGCAGCAGCACCAGGGAACACAAGGGGGAACGUAAAGACAAGGAGAAAGAACGGGAGAAAGACAAGGAGGGGGGAGGGGGGGAGAAUGACCGGAGCAGGAGGAAGGACAGGGAUCACCACAAAGACCGGGGCAGUGACAGGGAGAUAGACAGGUCUAGGGACAAGAGGAGCAAGGGGGAGAGUGAGGACAGGAGGUACAAGGAAGAUAGGGAGGAGAGGAGGGCUCACAGGGACGACAGGAAGGCCAAGCGCUCCAGCCGGAGCGGGAGCAGGGAAAGGAGGCACAAGGAGAAGUCCAAGAAGAGAGAAGUCCAUGAAGAGAGCGGGAGUAAGGGCAGGGCCGAUGGGGAGGAGAAGAGCAGGAAGGGGGAACGCAGCCAGGAGCGGAGGGAGGGGGAACAGCGCUCACACAAACGUAGUCGCAGCAAAGAGCGGAGCCAGCGGCCACGAGAGCCAAGCAAUGGGAAGGACCACGGUAAGGACCAUGGGAAGGACCACGGGAAGGACCAUGGGAAACACGGGGAGUGCAGGAAGAGCCAGAGCACAGAGAGAGGAGAGAGGACAACGCACAGCAGCAGGGCUGAGUCCCCCUAGCGUCUGUCUGUCCUCACAACCAUGCCUCCCUCUUCCUUUUUUUUUUUUUUAAUUGUGUAGUCUGUCACUUAUGUUAAAAAGAGAAAAAACAUUAGCACGAGAAAACACCUGGACUUGUCGUCUUUGGCCAACGUAAUGUUGCUUUAUGUAGUACCUUCUCUUUCUAUCUCUGCCUUUCUCAUCCCUUUCUAGACCAGUGUUAUUCUUCACUUGAGACAGUGGUAUUUGAAGAAAAGCAUUUUAAUUUUUAUAUGGUAAUCUUUUUUUUUUUUUUUUUCUGGAAAGUUCCAAAUUGCUUUGUACAUAUGGGUCUGAGAAUGUUUUAAAUCCUACAGAGCAGCCUCCGAAAGAUAAAUUUGUACCACGCACUGAGCCGUGUUGAAAUUGUGCUGUGUUUGGUUAAUUGCUCUGUUGCAUUUUUGUUUUCUAAUAAAACAACUUUUACGAAAGGA
This is a messenger RNA of Esox lucius (northern pike), 2302 nucleotides long. It is a transcript of the gene prpf38b, whose product is annotated as pre-mRNA processing factor 38B. The transcript has 6 exons. The record is from RefSeq and is a predicted model, not a curated record. Lineage: Eukaryota; Metazoa; Chordata; Actinopteri; Esociformes; Esocidae. Gene Ontology annotation, cellular component: precatalytic spliceosome. Bases 267 to 1850 code for a protein of 527 amino acids.